This is a messenger RNA of Momordica charantia (bitter melon), 1856 nucleotides long. RefSeq names its product cytochrome P450 716B1-like. The record is from RefSeq and is a predicted model, not a curated record. Gene Ontology annotation, molecular function: oxidoreductase activity, acting on paired donors, with incorporation or reduction of molecular oxygen; monooxygenase activity; heme binding. NCBI's taxonomy places the organism in Eukaryota, Viridiplantae, Streptophyta, Magnoliopsida, Cucurbitales, Cucurbitaceae. Gene Ontology annotation, biological process: sterol metabolic process.
ACAAUUCUUGUGUUCCCAAAAGCAAAAUCAUGAACAUUUACCUCACAAUCUUCUCUUUUCUAAUCCCAAUCUUCCUGUUUCUUACCAGAGGAAGAAGAUCAAGAUCAUCCCAAAAGCUUCCUCCGGGAUCCCUCGGAGUUCCCUUCAUCGGCCAAAGCCUCGGCCUCCUUCGCGCCAUGCGCUCCAACACGGCCGAACAAUGGCUGCAGCGCAGAAUCACGAAGUACGGGCCCAUUUCGAAGCUAACCCUCUUCGGAAAACCCACAGUGUUAGUCGGCGGGCAGGGCGCCAACAAGUUGAUUUUCAAUGGCGACACCGCAAUUUCGAACCAGCAGAAUGAGUCUCUUAGGGCGAUUUUGGGCGAGAGCAAUUUGUUGGAGCUGACUGGAGAUGAUCACAAGCGUGUGAGAAGUGCGCUUGUUUAGUUCUUGAAGCCUGAAUGUUUGAAGCAAUAUGUGGGGAAAAUGGAUGAAGAAGUCAGGAGACAUCUCGAGAUGCAUUGGCAGSGCAAGCAAGAGGUCACUGUACUGCCAUUGAUGAAGACUCUCACCUUCAACAUUGUAUGCUCUCUUCUCUUUGGUCUUGAGGAAGGUACAAGAAGGGAAAGAAUGAUAGAAUGCUUUCAAGUAAUGAUAGGAGGGGUAUGGUCGAUCCCGAUAAACUUGCCGUUCACGAGGUACAACCAAAGCCGACAGGCAAGUAUAAAAAUUCAAGAGAUGCUAAAGAACCUCUUGGAUGAAAAGAGAGUGGAACUGGAAGUAAAGGGCACUUCCCCACACCAAGAUCUAAUUACUUGUCUGCUUAGCAUAAAAAACAAAGAACAUGAACAAGUAUUGACUGAGAAGGAAAUCAUUCACAAUAUAAUACUGGUAAUGGUUGCUGGAUACGAUACAUCAUCUGUUCUGAUUACAUUUAUGGUGCGGUUUUUGGCAAAUAAUCCAACUGUUUAUGCUGCUGUUCUUCAAGAACAGGAAGAGAUAGCAAGAAGCAAGGAAUGUGGAGAGCUGCUCACUUGGGAAGAUCUUGCCAAGAUGAAAUACACAUGGAGAGUUGCAUUAGAGACUUUAAGACUAGUGGCACCUGUAUUUGGAGGGUUUAGAAAGGCUAUGAAAGAUAUUGAAUUUGGUGGCUACCUUAUUCCUAAAGGAUGGCAAAUAUUCUGGGCAUCACCAAUGACCCAUUUGGAUGAUACCAUAUUUGAAGAACCACUAAAGUUCGAUCCCAAUAGGUUUGAGAAUCAAGCAUCGGUUCCAMCAUAUUGCUUCGUUGCUUUUGGUGGGGGUCCAAGAAUUUGUCCAGGCUAUGAGUUUGCGAGGGUCGAAACUCUUGUUACAAUCCAUUACUUAAUCACCCAGUUCACAUGGAAGCUACUCUUAGAUGACCUUUUUAUUAGAGAUCCAAUGCCAGUUCCUACCAAAGGAUUACCUAUCAAAGUUUGUCCCAGAGAAACUUCCAUGACAUUGUAGCUUCUGGACUAAUGGAAAUCAUAAUUAAGAAUGAAGCGGAAAAUGGGAGUUAUGGUAAUGCCUACAUUUGUGCACAUUUUUAGAAUAUCAACACUUGAAAGAGUGAGAACAGAUUUUUGAAAGACAAAUAUAUAAAGAAAGAAAAAUCUAUGGAAGGACUUGUAUGUUAUAUAUAGUGUGUUUAGGAGGUUGAAGAACUCAGAUUAAACUCUUACCACUGCAGAAUAUGUAAAUGUUAAUACUUGUUGCUCAAGGUCAUGAAUUAUGAUCAUUGAGAAGCCAGUACUUCUAGAUGGGCAAAAGAAGACAUGUAAAAGUGAACUGAACAUAGAAAUUCACAUAAGUUGGAGAAUUUAAAUUGCUUUUUAAAAUAAUAAUUGAAAGUUUAAG